AUGGAUUAUUUACAAUAUUUCGAUAUUUUUGAUGAAAUCGACCGUGAGGAACCACCAAGAAAAAGAAAACUUUACAAAAAACGUUUAGAUCCCUUUACUCUACAAGAUAAAGAAUUUCGAAUGAAACAUAGAUUCAGUAAAGUAUGUAUGAGAAAAAUAGUUGAUUUAGUUCAACGUGACAUCAAACUACAAGCUAGUGGUGGCGGGCUGUCUGUAGAACUUCAGGUAUGUACUGCUCUCAGAACGUGGGCUAGGCAAGAAGUUCAAGAUGAUGCAGCAGACAUUCAUGGACUUAGCCAACAGUCCAUCACGAAUAUAUGGAAGAAUAGCUCUUGGAAUAUAUGGCCGAAGAAUAGCUCUUGCUUUGGCAAAAUUUGCGAUGUGUUUAACAAUAUAGUAGCUAUUAACGAAUUAUUAAACAACAAAUUGACGAAUGACGAUUUAAUUGGAAACUGUCUGAAAGGUCAAUUGAUGGAUGAGAAUGGACCAGUACUGGGUAGCAGAAGUUUUCACUCUGAUGCAGAUGGUUCUAAAAGAUAUUUUAUGACUGAGAGGAUUUUUCCAAGACAAAUAUAUGAAAUUGCAGUGGCAUGUCAUCUUCGUUGGACAGAAACUCAACAAACAUUACGUAGACAAGGAGUUUCAUUUAUGCCAUCACCUAUCACAAUUGUAUGUGUAUGGUGUCUUCGGUCACUAGCCAACACACACAGGCACUCAAUACUAGAUGGCCCAGAACGAAAUGAAAUUAUAGCUAGGAUCCAUCCUAGAGAGGGCAAAAAGGGGAAGAAACUGGAUGUUUGGCGUAUCGAGCUCGGAUGCAUCGCUUUUUUUGCAGAGCUGGAGCCAUCUGUAACCGUCACCGAGCAAAACCUGGCAGACCGAGUUCGGUACAUCCUGCGCUCCAACAUAUUUGGUGACACCGAACUUGAACGACUACGACGUGAGGCUAUUCCUUCAUCGAAUGGAAAUGCUACGGCUGGGAUGCGGCGCCACUAG
Parnassius apollo (apollo) is the source of this 996-nucleotide messenger RNA. NCBI's taxonomy places the organism in Eukaryota, Metazoa, Arthropoda, Insecta, Lepidoptera, Papilionidae. The record is from the annotation of a GenBank genome assembly.